AAAAUAAAACCUGCCACGAUAUUGGCAGUGCAGAAAUCCCUAUGUGCCUGAGUUGUCUGAUGUGUUACAUCAGAUUUCAAGUCUCUCUGUGCCAGUUUUACUGCAGCUCAGUUGUUUUCUGACAUUUUCUUUGAAGACUUCCAGUAAGAAGUGAAACCUUAAGGGAAAAGCCCUUGAUCCCAGCAAAAACUGUCAGAGAGUGCAGGAGGUUGAUAAGUGGAAGGCCAAUGUAAAGUAGAUGAAUGACACGGGAGAUGGAACAAGAUUCACUAGAGAUCAGCUCAAGGCAGGCAUGGCCCGAGGAAACCGCAGAAACUCCAGACAGCCAAGCUGCUAAAAACAAACCCUUAAAAGACAGAGGGAACUGGAAGGGAAGGUUUGACUUCCUUCUUUCCUGUGUGGGCUAUGCCAUUGGACUCGGGAAUGUCUGGAGAUUUCCUUACCUCUGUGGAAGAAAUGGUGGAGGUGCGUUCUUGAUCCCAUAUUUUAUGACACUGAUAUUUACUGGAAUCCCUUUGUUCCUACUGGAAACAGCUCUUGGUCAGUACACAGCCAUCGGAGGACUGGGUGUGUGGAAGCUGGCCCCCAUGUUUAAAGGAGUUGGGCUGGCUGCUGUAAUCCUGUCAUUUUGGCUCAACAUUUACUACAUUGUGAUCAUAGCAUGGGCUCUCUACUACCUCUUCAGCUCUUUCUCAACGGUACUUCCUUGGCAAAGCUGUGGCAAUAGUUGGAACACAAAAGCUUGCUUCUCUAACUAUUCCCUGGCUGAUACCUCCAACCUGACCAGUGCAGUGACAGAAUUUUGGGAACGAAAUAUGCACCAAAUUACCAGUGGGCUAGAUGAACCAGGAAAUUUGCGAUGGCCUCUGGCUGGCACACUGGCUCUCUCCUGGAUCCUAGUUUAUUUCUCAAUCUGGAAAGGCGUGGAAUGGACAGGAAAGGUUGUGUACUUCUCUGCCACUUAUCCCUAUGUCAUGUUGAUCAUUUUAUUUAUCCGUGGAGUAACUCUCCCAGGAGCAAAGGAAGGGCUUUUAUUUUACUUAACUCCCAAUUUCAAGAAGCUCUCAAGCUCACAAGUCUGGCUUGAUGCAGCCACACAGAUCUUCUUCUCCUAUGGACUAGGUUUGGGAUCACUUAUUGCUUUGGGCAGUUAUAAUAAAUUCCACAACAACAUUUACAGAGAUUGCCUCAUAGUCUGCAGUAUAAACUCCUGUACCAGCAUAUUUGCUGGAUUAGUCAUUUUCUCUGUCAUUGGAUUCAUGGCCCACAUCACAAAUAAACCAGUAAGCGAACUUGCUUCAUCAGGCCCUGGGCUCGCAUUUCUUGCUUAUCCACAAGCUGUGACACAAAUGCAACCAGCAGCACUAUGGGCCAUUCUCUUUUUCUCCAUGUUACUGAUGCUUGGUCUUGAUUCACAGUUCUGCACAGUGGAAGGGUUUGUUACUGCCCUAAUGGACGAAUAUCCUAAAAGCCUGCGAUCUCAUAAAAAGCUCUUCAUUGCACUGGUGUGCAUCAUUUCAUACCUCGUUGGAUUAAGUAAUGUUACUCAGGGUGGCCUCUAUGUGUUCAAGAUGUUUGACUACUAUUCUGCCAGUGGGAUGAGCCUGCUCUUCCUGGUUUUCUUCGAGACUAUCUCAAUAUCUUGGUUUUAUGGAGUAAACAGGUUUUAUAAGAACAUUGAGGAAAUGAUUGGGUACAAGCCUUGCAUUUGGUGGAAGCUUUGCUGGGUGUACUUUACACCCAUUAUAGUUCUGGGAGUAUUUCUCUUCAGUGCUAUUGAAAUGUCACCAUUGACCCUUGGGGAUUACAUCUACCCCAAAUGGGGACAGGGGAUUGGCUGGUUCAUGGCACUUUCCUCCAUGAUCUUUAUCCCAGGUUACAUGGUCUAUAUGUUUUUCACCACCAAAGGAACCCUUCUACAGCGUUUGCAGGUCAUGGUACAACCCAGGCAAGAGGUCAUAAUUCACAACAAUGGGCUGCAAGCUACUCAGUCCCUCAGCAGAAGCUUUGCUGAUGACACUGUUUAAGGGCUCAUUGUGUAAAACAACAGCUUUAUUCCAUCCACCAUCAACCCUUCCCCACUUCUGCGAUUUCACAGUAAUCCACACAUUGAAUUAGAUUGCACAGUUAAUUUGGAGUUUGUUGGACUAAACUGGUUUCAGUUACAAAAAAUGUCAUUUUGGUAAAUUCUGCCUGAUAAAAAUUAAAAGUUCAAUUUUCACACUGUGCAAUAGUAUUGUGGACAAAACUACUUCUUCCACUCUGCCCAAUAGAGAUUCUGCACACCAUGAGGUUUUUUGUCCUCAUUUUUCACAUACAGGAUUGUUACCACCAAAGGACCUGCUGUGAUCAUCGUGAAGAUUCUCUAAUAUUAGCAGGGAGUAAGAAUAGUUAGAUCUUCUUUUGUUCUUCUCAGGAUGUAUAAAUGGGUAUCUUCUCAUUAGCUCUUUUUACAAAUUCACAUUCUUAAUGCACAAUUAUGACCUUUCCCCUAUGUUACAAAAGAGAUCAGACAUUCAGGAAAAUAUUAUGUUCUUGCUAAAUGCCUUGAACGUUGAUAUAUUUAGAUGUUUGCUCUCAUAAAAAGCAAGUGAAUAAGUUAAUGAAGUAAAUGUCGACGUGCAUUUAUAUUGUCAGAAACACAAAAACACAUUCUUCCUUUUGUGGUAUUUAUAGGAAUCUGUGACAGAGGCAGGAAGGCAUAGCUGCUGACAAAACCAAAGUUUAGAAACACAAAUACGGGAAGUCUGAAAAUAAACAGAAAAACAUUAGAAAUGUACAGUAAGUCAGUUACCAUUUUGUGAGUCCCAGUGUGCUGUCUGGUCACUGGUGGAUCAAGCAAUAUUGAGCAAUCAAGUCGAACUAUCCAAAGAAAUGAAGACUUCUGAAACUCUGGCAAAUAUUGUUUCUACAGGCGAUGCCACCAAGAGCAGAUUCACAGAGAUUUUCCUCAUUCAUUGAUGCAUCGAGGUUUUAAUAAAAGAUAAUACAUAUACUUUUGGUUAAAAAAAAACUUCCAGAUGUCAAAAUGGUUGUGAACUGAGUUUGGAUACUCAGAGAAUAUAAAAGGAAAUUUUAAUUAGUACCCAGUCCAUGUAGUUUUCUUUAAAUGACCCAUCAGCAUGCUCUAUAAAGUUGACCAAACCUUCUUGAUAACCCACAGUGUGAAUUUCUAGUGGUACUUUCAUAGGGCCCCAAGUUUGAAUUCCAGUGAUUAUUUGGAAUAGUUGCUUUACAAAUCUGAAUUUUAAAAUGUAAAGAAAUGGUAAAUAAAUUUAUC
Molecule: messenger RNA, 3280 nt
Organism: Mobula hypostoma (lesser devil ray)
Lineage: Eukaryota; Metazoa; Chordata; Chondrichthyes; Myliobatiformes; Myliobatidae
Product: sodium- and chloride-dependent GABA transporter 1-like
Exons: 15
Coding region: 243-2027 (594 amino acids)
Biological process (GO): sodium ion transmembrane transport; neurotransmitter transport
Cellular component (GO): plasma membrane
Molecular function (GO): gamma-aminobutyric acid:sodium:chloride symporter activity
Source: RefSeq, a predicted model, not a curated record